Cercocebus atys (sooty mangabey) is the source of this 6460-nucleotide messenger RNA. It is a transcript of the gene ANKS6, whose product is annotated as ankyrin repeat and sterile alpha motif domain containing 6. Gene Ontology annotation, cellular component: cytoplasm. The transcript is spliced from 15 exons. The coding region runs from base 2883 to 5264 and encodes 793 amino acids. Gene Ontology annotation, molecular function: protein binding. NCBI's taxonomy places the organism in Eukaryota, Metazoa, Chordata, Mammalia, Primates, Cercopithecidae. The record is from RefSeq and is a predicted model, not a curated record. Gene Ontology annotation, biological process: innate immune response.
GCAACAGCAAGACUCCAUCUCAAAAAAAAAAAAAGUAACCUUUAUGGAGCAUCUACUUUCAGUCAAGCACUGUGCUAAGUGCUUUAAAUGAAUUAACUCAUUCGAUCUAUACAAAACCUUAGGAAGGAGGUACUCUUGUCAUCCUCAUUUCAUAGAUGAGGAAUUGAGGAACAGAGAAGUUAAAUAACUUGCCUAAGUCACAUAGCUACCAAGUCGCCAGACAGAUGCACACUUAGGGAGGUGGCUCCAGAGCCUGUGCUCCCAGCCAUAAAUCCUGUAACUGAUAGUUUCCCUCUUGAUGUUGGUGGCGAGGAAGCGGCUUGCCAAAUUUGCCGGAGACUUCUCUCCUAGGGACAGGGUUGCAUAGUGUUUACCUUCCUUCCCUACCCUUCAUUUCCUGCCUGCCAGUGGGGCAGAGCUGGACUCUCAGCCCGGUGCUUUGAAAGGGGAAAAUGUGUGCCAGCUCUUUAAACACAGGUGUUAAUUGCUGAAAUUCAUCAGUAAUCACAGCACCUGUUCAGAAAGCCUCUGGCAUGCCCAUCUCCAGCAGUUACCUAUUAGGAACUUAGCCUCCACAACAUUAUCUCAGCCUUGCUUGAAUCCUUUUUUAUUUUCCGCAUAGUUGAGUGCUCUCUUGGGCUACUCACUAAUUCAGAAAACAUUCCAAAUUUCACUGUUUCUGCUCUAAUUUGGCCCUUUUUUCCUCCUUAAAAAUUGGUUAUACUGGAGCUUCGAUUUUGAGUCCAGGUUCAACUUUUGACUUUAUCACGUUCAAAUUGAGAGGCUUUAGAUUAAUUGCUUUCCACUGUAAUCUUCAGUUUCCUAAUCUGUGAGUUUAUCUCGGGGUUUAUUAAGAUCAAAUGAGAUAAAAAUGUGACAGCACCUUGUAAUCUGCUGUUAGGGAUUAUGCUAGAUUUUAUCUCAUGUUCGAUAACUAAAUAGUGUAAUCUUUUAGAAAUCUCUGCUACAGUAGAGGAUACACCAGUUCUUCAGUGAUUUCCACUGCUCACCUCUGGACCUUCCCCUAUGUGGUUAUGCCAUUUAUGCAUUCAUUUACUCAGCUAGUUUGACAAAAUUUACUGAGCCCUGAUGUGGAUCAGCUACUAUGGUAGGGGCUGGGGAAACAACAUGCCUGGAACCCUGUCCUGUCCUUGGAGAGCCCGCCACUUGUAUUAGGAAGUUGGUGGGUGCAGAGAGAGAAUUAGAGAAAGAGGGCUCACUUGCAGCCAGCGGCAAGCCCGUGGAAUUAGGUGCUUAGAAGAGGGGCACUGACCUAGCCUGGUGAGGGGUGGUCUGGAAGCUGCUUGGAGUGGGUGAGAUCUGAGCAGACUCCUGAAGCAGGACACGGUUGGGGGUGUGCUGAGUAGAUAAGGACAGGAGAGUCCUCUGAUGGUGAAGGUGUGGGGGAGGCAGGAAGGUGUGGUGUGGGAGCGGGAGGAAGUGAGGUUGGCAAAGCAGUCAGGUCUUCGGCAGUCAGAAGCUGGCGAGUGACAGAUUUGGGUUUGGAGAAUAUCAUUUGGGGGUCACAUGGAGGAUGGGCAGGAGGGAACAUGACUGGAGGCGGGGAGACAUUGGGGUGCAGCUUUCUGCAUUGAGUUGGUUUCAGUUUGCCUUGUCCCUUUCUGCUCUGGGAGUGGAGGUCAAGAGGCCCAGCCCCCUGCAGCUGAUGGAGCUGUGUCACCAGGCUCUUGCUCCGCGGCUGAGGAGCCUCAUGCUGUUCAGGUUCACAUCCCAGAAGGUAUUCAGCUGGAGCCUCGGACAGAGUUCAGCCCUGGCCCGGCCGCUAGCUGCCAGCUGCCAGGAGGAGGGAGGUCCUGGGUUUAGAUGAGAUGCAAAACUGGCGCCCGGGAAAGAGGGCUGAGCAUCGAGAAACCCAGAAAGCUGUCUCACAGGUGCAGACAUGACAGUGGCUUUGUGGUCUCGAAAACCUGGAGUAGACAGCCCCCCGUCUCGUCAUUGUUUUCUUGUUAGUCUGGGGCUGCUUCUAGCUUGGAGAUACACAGCUCCGAGCCCACCAGAGACACCAAAAACGUAACUUUUCUGCCCUCUGGUGUUAAAAGAAGGAAGAGAUUUUGCUGGGAAGAGGCACCUGUUUUCCUUCUCCUCUUAUUAGGAAGUUGGUGGGUGCAGAUUUGUCUCUUCAGGGGCCCAGCAGUGACUUCAUUGAGGAACAUCUGGCCUAGGCCGGAUCCUCAGCCGCCUGCAGCAAACAUUCCUGCCAGCAGGUGGCAGCAGGCCUCCAGGCCGCAAUGCCCAGCCCAUCUGCUGACCACAACCUUGCCACACCUCUUGGCAUGGGGUGUGUGCUUUUGGGGAUGAGGGGGUGGGUAGAAAUGAAUCAGACAUGGGCCCUGCCUGUGUGGAAAUUAGAGCACAGGCAGAGAGACAGAUUCCCAGGCUAUAAAACAGAAUAAAAUGGACUGUCUGAAAUGUAAGAGACAGCAUGGUGUAGGGGAAAAAGCAAGGGCAGUGGGAUUCACACAGACCUGUCCUGACCCGAUGCCGCCCCUUACCAGCUGGGUAACCGUUGGCAUGUUGAGUAAUGUAACAUGAACAAUUGUAAUAGCUAACAAUCGCUAACAUUGAUGUGAUGCUUCCUGUGGCCAGGCACAGAGCCAGGUGCUUUACAUACAACUCAUUUAAUCCGCAACAACCCUUGAGGUAGGCACAGUUAUAUCCCCAUUUUACAGAUCAGGAAAUGAAGGCACAAAGAAAUCAAAGUUCUUCCUAAAGGUCAUGCAGCUGGUGGUGGGGAGAGCUGGAUUUGAACCCGGGCAGGGCAGCUGCUCACCUUCAUGAUGUUGCAUUCGUAUCUGUGGGACUGGCACAGUGCCUGGCACGAGAAUAAGACUCUUAUUAUUAGCUGUCAGGACUAAUAAUUCAUGACAAUUCAGGACGACAAAAACUGUCUCCCGAGUGCUGUGUGUUUAGUGUCACUAAUUCUCCAUCUUCCUGGCAGAUUUGGGCAUGUGAGUGUGGCACACCUCCUGUUGGAUCACGGGGCUGAUGUCAAUGCCCAGAACCGGCUAGGGGCCAGUGUGCUCACUGUGGCUUCUCGGGGCGGCCACCUGGGUGUGGUGAAGCUGCUCCUGGAAGCCGGUGCCUUUGUGGACCAUCACCACUCUUCGGGCGAGCAACUGGGGUUGGGCGGCAACAGGGAUGAGCCCCUGGACAUCACGGCCCUGAUGGCCGCCAUCCAGCACGGGCACGAGGCCGUGGUGCGUCUACUGAUGGAGUGGGGUGCGGACCCCAACCGCGCAGCCCGUACUGUGGGCUGGAGCCCACUGAUGCUGGCCGCACUCACUGGGCGGCUUGGAGUGGCCCAGCAACUGGUGGAGAAGGGCGCCAACCCUGACCACCUCAGCGUGCUGGAGAAGACCGCCUUCGAGGUUGCACUGGACUGCAAGCACAGGGACCUUGUAGACUACCUGGACCCGAUGACCACCGUCAGGCCCAAAACAGAUGAAGAGAAAAGGCGACCUGAUAUUUUCCAUGCAUUGAAAAUGGGAAACUUCCAGCUGGUCAAAGAGAUUGCCGAUGAAGACCCUAGCCACGUGAACUUGGUCAAUGGGGACGGGGCGACGCCCCUGAUGCUAGCAGCUGUUACGGGGCAGCUGGCUCUGGUGCAGCUACUGGUGGAGAGGCACGCGGAUGUUGACAAGCAGGACAGCGUGCAUGGCUGGACAGCCCUCAUGCAGGCGACCUACCAUGGGAAUAAGGAAAUUGUCAAAUAUCUGCUAAACCAAGGGGCUGAUGUCACUCUUCGUGCAAAAAAUGGAUACACAGCCUUUGACCUGGUGAUGCUGCUGAAUGAUCCCGACACGGAACUUGUUCGACUGCUGGCAUCUGUGUGCAUGCAGGUGAAUAAAGACAAAGGCCGUCCGAGCCACCAGCUGCCCCUGCCCCACUCGAAGGUCCGACAGCCCUGGAGCAUCCCAGUGCUGCCUGAUGACAAGGGUGGACUGAAGUCCUGGUGGAACCGAAUGUCCAAUCGGUUCCGAAAGCUCAAACUGAUGCAGACGUUGCCCCGCGGGCUGUCCAGCAACCAGCCUUUGCCUUUCUCUGACGAGCCUGAGCCAGCUCUGGAUUCCACAAUGAGGGCUGCCCCCCAGGACAGGACAAGCCGCUCUGCACUGCCUGAUGCAGCCCCUGUGACCAAAGACAAUGGUCCUGGGAGCACAAGAGGAGAAAAGGAAGACACGUUAUUGACAACCAUGCUUCGAAAUGGAGCUCCCCUCACCAGACUGCCGAGUGACAAGCUGAAAGCAGUCAUCCCCCCAUUCCUACCUCCUUCCAGUUUUGAGCUGUGGAGCUCUGAUCGGUCCCGGACGCGUCACAACGGGAAGGUAGACCCCAUGAAGACCGUGCUGCCCCAGAGAGCCAGCAGGGGCCACCCUGUGGGUGGCGGGGGCACAGACACCACACCCGUCAGGCCUGUUAAAUUUCCAAGCCUCUCCAGAAGCCCAGCCUCUCCUGCCAAUUCUGGAAACUUCAACCACUCGCCUCAUUCAUCGGGCGGCUCCAGUGGGGUAGGAGGUGUGAACCGGCAUGGUGGGGAGCUGCUUAACCGCUCAGGUGGCAGCAUAGACAAUGUCUUGUCCCAAAUCGCUGCCCAGAGGAAAAAAGCAGCUGGAUUAUCGGAGCAGAAACCCAGCCAUCGGUCAAGCCCUGUGGGGCCAGCACCGGGGUCCAGCCCAUCUGAGCUUCCAGCCUCCCCUGCAGGUGGCAGCGUUCCCGUUGGCAAGCAGAAAUUGGAGACCAGCAAAAGGCCUCCAUCUGGAACUUCCACUACCUCCAAGAGCACCUCUCCAACCCUCACGCCCUCCCCCUCACCCAAAGGUCACACUGCAGAGUCCUCAGUGUCUUCCUCCUCAUCCCAUCGGCAGUCCAAGAGCAGUGGGGGCUCCAGCAGUGGCACCAUCACAGAUGAAGAUGAACUGACCGGAAUCCUUAAGAAAUUAUCACUUGAGAAAUAUCAGCCCAUUUUUGAGGAACAAGAGGUGGACAUGGAAGCGUUCCUCACACUGACUGACGGUGACUUGAAGGAGCUGGGAAUUAAGACAGAUGGGUCCAGGCAGCAGAUUCUGGCAGCGAUUUCUGAACUGAAUGCAGGCAAGGGACGCGAGAGACAAAUUUUACAGGAAACCAUUCACAACUUUCACUCUUCCUUUGAGAGCAGCGCCAGCAACACCAGGGCCCCUGGCAACAGCCCCUCCAUGGCUGGGUGGGUGAGGCCAGAAGAAACUCCCUCCGGCAAGAGGUAGCAGCUGCUGACGUGGCUCUGCUGGCAUCGGAGCCCACAGAAGUGAGGAGUGGCCAAUGGACCUGUCCCCCAAAUGUGCCUGACUCUGGGUCUUGCUGUCAGUGGGAUUCCCAGCACGGCAGACAGAAAGAAAGGUAGUUUGGCCAAGUCGUAGAAGCUGAUCCAGUGGGUGAAAAGGGGGCAGGGAACCCGUCUCUUUUGCUCUUGCCUCAGAGCUGCCUGAAGACAUGGGCCAGGCUGGAGGCUGGACAACUUUGGACAGAUACGCUGAGCUGUGCUUCCAAGUAAAUGCCUCCUGAAGAGCCCGGGACCCUUCCUGGGAGAAUUCUGCAGCCAGAAUGAAGGUGCCAUCAGCAGGAGGUGCUGUGAAGCACUCUCCUGUCGCUGUCCUUGUCCAUUCCUAGCAAGUUAAUCGUGUCUUGUUAACCAGCAGUUCCUGUUCAACGUGUAAAGAGACCGACCUGAUAUUUUCCCUAAUAAAACUGAUACCAAAUUUUGCAGGCCUGGCCUACAGAAGGAAUCUCCCUGAGUGAGGUGGGUCCUCUGGCCUCAGGGCGCUCUGCUCCUCCUUAACAUGCAGCCUGAGUGGAUUUAGUCCCUGCCUUAAUUUCAGCCCCCCAGCAGAGAAUCCAGUCCCAAAAAUAACAGUUGUUGCCAAAGCUUGGGAAUGACAGAAGGGAAAUCCACACAGAAUCACAGGUAGUGAGCUCGAGCACAAAGCCCAGUUCACUGUCCUCGGCUCUCCUGCCUGGCACCGCACUUCCUUCCUAAGGCUGAGACCACAUCUCCCUGCCCUUGAGAACUCCCUUUCCUCCAGGACCCCCGCCAACUUGGGGCCCUGUCCAGCAGAGUGGAGCCGUCUCGCAUCAGCAUAGGGACCCUCCCAGGUGUCCAUUUCCUGCUGGAGCCUUCUCCAGGGCAGAGACACAGGGCAUGGCCAUCCUUGUCAGGGAAACUCUGUCUCUACCUCCAGGUGGCUGGAGUGGGUUUGGCCUUCCCCUAUAGGGCCCUCACUAGGGCCACUGUAUCCACUGCCAGGAGUCUAGAAUGUCAUUUUAGUUUCUGCCCAAGAGAGUGAGUUUCCAUUUUCCUCACCAUAGACACUUUUUAUUAUUUUAUUGUUAUGUUUAUGCAGGGACUUAAUUCUUUGAAAGAUUGUUGUUUGUCGGCCUGUGUGUAUUAAAUGUUGUGAAGUUA